This is a messenger RNA of Podarcis lilfordi (Lilford's wall lizard), 5409 nucleotides long. The record is from the annotation of a GenBank genome assembly. Lineage: Eukaryota; Metazoa; Chordata; Lepidosauria; Squamata; Lacertidae.
UGUACAAUGGAUUAUAUGGGAACACAUACACUUAUAGGGAUAGGGACAGAAGUAUGCAGUGCCUAUUCUGUCCACAGAGGCAAUAGAAUGGAAUGUCUGGAAAGGGGAAAGUGUAGAAUGUGGGGAAAGAUCAAAAGGAGAGAAGCAGUUGAUGGCAGUUGGAGCAGCAGCAGCAGCAGAAGCUUGGGAGAGGACCAAGGAAGCAUAAGAAGGAAGAACAGAGGGAAGACUUCAAAGAGAGAGGUCAAAAGGGAGCCAGAACAUCAAAACCGGUAGGUUGGAUGGAAAAGACUGUGAAUUAGACUUCUCCAGCUUUCAGCAGGAAACUGAAACCAUUUUCUGUGGUUUGUGGUUGGGUGGGUUCCUUUUUGUUCUAUAUAUUCACUGUAUAAUGAAUUUGUUGGGUUCGCUAUUCAUAUACAGGCUCCCUUUCUGCAUCCAUCUUGGAAUGGAAGGAGCCUGAUGGAGUUGGUCUUUCAGCAGAGUGGAUUAUUACUGAUGCAAUAUAGAGAAAUGUUUUGGGGAAGCACUUACACACAGAGGGAAGAACCCCUUAUGCCAAAGGUGGCUUCCUUAUUCUGGAGUAGUGGUUUUCAGGAUGUGUUCUGGAGAACUGUAGGAUCCCUUUAAAGGUUUUUGGCGGUUCUUUCAUGCAGAGCCAAUUAUGAUGGGUCAGCUGCUCUGAAAUGCAGCUCAUCUACCACAUCAAACAUACAUUUAAAUGCACAUCUCCAUUUGUGAAUGCCGCAUCACAGUGCUGGUUCGAGCUGCUGACCAUUAUGUGAAGCCCACCAUGCUGGUUUUCCAUGACUCCAGACGGCAUGCCAAAGCUCUGUGGCAAAUGAGCUGGACAGUUCCUUGACAGGUGUACAAAAUGUGUGUGUGUGGGGGGGGGGGUUGGCAACCGGAGGACAUCUGCAUUGCAUAGUCAAGGGAGCCACAAACCAAAUAUGGGAGCCAGUGUGGUGUAGUAGUUAGAGCACUGGACUACAGCCUGGGAGACCUGAGUUCUAAUCCCUACUCUGCCAAGGGGCUCCCUGGGUGACCUCGGACCCAUUUUCUUCUCCCAGCCCACCCUACCUGAUAGGGUUAUUGACAAUUGUGAUGAUAAAAAAAGGAAGAGGAACUUUUUCGCAUCUUCUCAAGUUCCUUGCAGGGAAAGCUAGAUUUAAAUAAGUGAAUAGUAAACUAGUACAUGGGUAGAUAUAAUAGAACAAAGCAGAUGAGCAGCAUGCCAGUUCCCAGUGUUCGUUUCUCUUUCCUCACUAGGAAGAAAAGAGGGAGAGAUGUUGUUCCUCCCCUGGCUGAUGUUCUGGGGCCUCAUCCAUCUUACCAAAGUUGGCCCAGUUUCUUCAGUUUCAGCAAGAAAUGUGAGUAGAGAGUGGUUCCUGCCUGAUUUAGUGACAUGGUUCAGGCAGAGGCAUUUCAGCAAAUAUUCCCAGAAGUGUUUGUGUGUGCUGAAGUUCUCCAAUAGUUUGAAGGGAGCCUGAAAAGGGAAAUCUAAAAACAAACAAACAGAAAAUUCAUUUCUAAGAUAUUUCAGCCUCUUCCCAAAGAGUGGCACCUCCCUUACGUAGCUUUGGGAAGCUGGCUUGGGAUGGUGUGUGUGUGUGUAUCAAUUUUUGGCCUUGCACAGGGCAGCUCUUUACCAAGGUCUUACACCUUCCUGCACCUGGUAACUGAAUCACCUUUGUCUCUGCCAAGGAAGGAAAGGGAAGCCUGAAGGUACACAGGGCAUUGCCUACAUUUUGAUGCCCAAUGUUUCUGAAACUUGUGGUGGUCGUGGUGAUGAUUGAAGUAAGUCCCCAUUAAGGGUGCUCUGGGGGAGUGUCAGGGGCAGGACUUUGGGGUGGGGGGACUCAGACUUAGUCCUAAGCCCAUUCAGCUCAGCCACAUUACUGGACCACCGGGCAUAGAACCUUAUUUUAAAGAUUUUAUUUCCCUCUCCCAGGUUUAAGCAGAGCAGCAGUUCCACUACUGAACAGGGCUUGGAUCUCGUCUAACUUAACGCCAGUUUAACUUACUCCAGGCUUGCUUUAUGCCAGCUUCUUGUGGAUGGGAUUGCUCUAUUAAUUGUAAAAAACCUCUAAUGGGUUUCCAUAAGAUAUAAAACUCACAUUAAAAUUAUUGACAAAAGUCAGAAGUUAAAAGCAAGUUGGCUUGAAAUCAACAGGAAACUUUGCAUAUCUGGGCCGGCUUGUUGAAAACAGUGAAGGGAAGACGCCUGCCUAAUAUCACUGGGCAGGGAGUUCCAGUAGGUACUGCCACAUUGAAAAUUCAGUUCCUUACACCUGUUGUGACUUCUAUCCAUAGGAAGAAUCCCUUCUUCCUUCAGCUAACAAGACUGUGCUCGGAAGAGGCAUGCAUCUCAAAGAAGGCGAUCUCAACAUCACAACCACCCUCUCCACGACAUUUUUUAAUGUUCCGCAUCAGAUCCAGUCUAACUAUAUCAUGGACUUCCUAAUGUGUGUGCUGGGAGACCGUAUAUUUGCACGUUUCAUGGUCUCCUUCUUUGUGCUUGGGGUUUUGGGAAAUGUUGCCAUUUUCUCCUAUCUCCUUUUCUAUAUCAAGAGAAAUUCCUGGAAUGCCUACAUCUGGAACUUCGCCAUCGCCAACUGUGGCAUCUUUCUAUUUUUGUGCAGUUCCUUUCUGCUGGCUUUCAUUAAUUAUAUUUUUCAUUCCUGCGACGCCUUUGAGAAAUUGUUCCUCUCUCUGGCCUACUUGCUUUUAUACACCCAGUGUAGCUGCAUGCAUUUCAUUGCGGGCAUUGGUGUUGACUGGGUCCUCCUUCUCCUCUCUCCAAGCUGGCACAGAAGCCACCAACCAAACCUGUCUUCUCUUAUAUCGGCUGUCACCUCUAUCAUCCUGUGGCCCUUGCUGUGCCAACUGCUGUUCUUCUUCAGCCUGGGGUUCGACACGCAAACCGUUGUCAUCCUCUCCUUGAUCCUUUUCCUCCCUCUGGUGUCCAUCUCCUUUCAGACCUUGAUCGUCAACACGUGGUACAACUUGGGCCAGCAAAAGAAAAUGCGUACGGAGAGAAUGCUUGAGAUGAUUGGAUCCAUCGUCACCCUGGUGCCUCUCCAUCUCUUCUUCACCCAGAACUCUGACUGCGCAAUCAUCUCAUUGUUUUUCAUGCUGUAUGUUUUGUUUCUGUGUUUUGCAAGGAUGAGCUAAGAAGGGUUGAAGUUGGCUUGUAGUACCAAACCUACAUCAAGAUGAAUAAAGCUUGCACACUUCUGUUUUUAAAAUAUGGCUGUUUGUCCCAUACCUUUUUAUUUAGAAUGUUUUAUUUUCAAAAGACAAAAAAGGAGAUUCCUAAUGCUUUAAAUGGAUAAGCAUCCUAUAUUCAUCACUAAGGCAGAGUAAUUCUAAAGCUUCAGGCCUGAGAGUCAAAGGUGGCUUUUCAAGGCUCUCCCAUUGGCCCCGAACUCUCUGCAGGGGAUCCUCAGACCCAGAGGCCAAAGCCUCUCUCUCUGCCCCUUGGGAAUCCCCUCAAUCCAUACACCCUUCCAAGUCUCUCAUCUUACUGUCCCUCUUUUGCAACCCUCUUGAGUUUUUACUUGGCUGAAAUGUGCCCUUGUCCUAGAAUCAUAGAAUUAUAGAGGUAUCCAAAGGGCCCUCCAGUACAACACCUUGUAAUGCAGGAAUAGUGAUGAUGUCUCUUGCUUGCCACGAUAAGAGGAUGGUGGUGUGUGUGUAUGUACACAUCCUUGAUCUUAGUCAAAAGGCUGAGAAGUAUAAGCUGCCAUUUCCUGUUCAGAGGCAUUAUUGCUUCUGACCAUGGAGGCAGAACAAAAGAGAGGUGGCAAUCACUGAACAAAAGGUGAAGACAGCUGAUUUCAAGUGCCAUUGCCCACUGCAUGCUGAGUUUAUCUGCAGACAUCCAGCAGUGGAGUGACCAUGGUGGACACCAUGCAUAGCACUGGUUGAUCAGAUGUGCUGUGCUGGAAUUUGUCUUCUAAUUUCUUGACAGUCAUUUCCCUGCCACCCUGUGAAAUGAACUUCAAGUUUCUUGCCUCAUUCUCUGGGCACUUGAGAAUUUCUUUGGUGAAUGUGGGUUUCUGAGAUUACUUUAGCAGUUACAAGGUGGCCAAGGGUGGCAUAUGUGUUCUCGUUUCCAGAAAACAUUUCUGCAGCACUUUGCAGCCUCCCUAGCUGCCCAGCACUGCCUCAACUGUAAAGCUCCAUGGGAGGAACAAACCUAUUGAUGGUUUCCUGUAGGCUUUAACUGAAGUGUGGGCACCUAGGAAGGCCACAGUGAUGCGACAAUAUGGAGAAAGAAAGAAAGUCCUCAGAAUUAAAGGUGACUGCAACAAUAACCCUGCAACAAUAACUAAAAUAACCCCACCCUUGAGGAUUUCACAAAACAUUUUCUUUCUACUUGUAUAAUUUUCAAAUGCCAUUUCUUUUCUUAUGAAUUAACGAAGGCUUUUUUAAAAAAUGUGGGAAUUGUUUUUGGCACAACGCCAGUGAUCAGAAUGUAGGAGCACUUUUUUUUGUUGGUAGGUCCCAGUAGGGAAACAAAAGGAUUGAGUGAUGAUUGCCCUCCUGUUCCUCUUAAAAUAGACUUAGUAUUCCAAUUAAACACUCAAAGUGGCUUAGCACACUCAGCACAAUGUGCUCACACCAGCUGUCAUGGGAACAGAGGAAUGGUGGGAGGAGCUAUCUGAGGAAACACAAAGAUAGAGAGAAGUCCACAAUCAGAGGCAGAAGCUGAAGGAGAUGAGUGUCAGGAGGGAAGCCAAGAGGCAGAGAUGAGUCAUGCUUGUGAUGAGUCAUGGGUGCCCCCCCUCGCUGUGACAAGCUCCCCUCCCCACUUGUCUCCCAGAACCAGAAGAGGCAUGAAAAGAGCAGAGAUGCGCACCUAGGUCAAGUCUCAGAUUGCUUGGGGAAAGCCCUGAAGAAGAGCACACUUAGAAGCUUGUUAGGAGGUGGGGACUUUCUUGGCAACUGAUUCAUGGGGUAACAACUACCAAGGAUGGACUGCUGUGCUCAUCAGACCUGACGCUCAGCCAAUUUUGUGUAAUUAGUAAUUCUUUUACUAAUAAAGAAUUAACACCAACUUUGAACAACAAGGUUUGCUGCGGGCUUGUGCUUUGACACCUGCAAUCACUUCUGUUGGAAUUCUCACAACUCUCCUAGAAUUUGCAGAACCCUCCAUGAGAUUUCCACACACACACACACCAGUUCCUUCAGAUGUUUUGGCUAAGCUUGGACCUCCAAAUUAACUUUGACGUUUUGCUUUAAGUAUAUCAGAAAAGAAGAAGAAGCUGAGAGACAUGGCCUACUUUAAAUACUUUGAAUUCAAAACAAGAACUCUGUUCCUGUUCUUUCCCUUCAUAUCUCCCCCCCCCCCAAUAAUAAAAAAUAAAGAGACCAUUUCUUGAAGGAAAAACAGAAAGGGAAUGC